This is a messenger RNA of Cygnus atratus (black swan), 4272 nucleotides long. RefSeq names its product protocadherin 18 (gene PCDH18). Gene Ontology annotation, cellular component: plasma membrane. NCBI's taxonomy places the organism in Eukaryota, Metazoa, Chordata, Aves, Anseriformes, Anatidae. Gene Ontology annotation, molecular function: calcium ion binding. The record is from RefSeq and is a predicted model, not a curated record. Bases 331 to 3765 code for a protein of 1144 amino acids. Gene Ontology annotation, biological process: homophilic cell-cell adhesion. The transcript is spliced from 4 exons.
GAAGUUGCGCUGGGGGUUGCGGGCUGCCAGGCGCUCAGUCUGCCGCCGAGAGGGCACUGGGGAGGAGGAGGAGGAGGAAGAGGAGGAGGAGGAGGAGCGCUCCGGGUGGCGCCGCGGCGAAUGGAGGGCGGCUGCGGGCGACGGAGAGGCUGAGGAGGUGGCAGAGCGGCGAGGACGCGCGGAUGGGUGUCCCGGCACGGUGCGUGCGGAAAAGUUUGGUGAUCCGCUAAGGUACCGGUACGCGGCUCCUUGCACAGGGACCAGAUGUGCGCGGGGGUUAAGGCGCCGAAGGAAGCUUUGAGAUAAUUGCUCUUUACUUCGGUCGGAGGGAUGAACCGCAAAAACUUAGAGAUGCAGCGCAGCGGCAGUAAGAUGCACUUUGUGUUCGUUUUUGCACUGGUGGCGAUGUCUUUCGAUAAGGCUGCGCUGGGCAAGAAUUUGAAAUACAGGAUUUACGAGGAGCAGAGAGUGGGAUCGGUAAUCGCAAGGCUAUCGGAGGAUGUAGCGGAUGUUUUAUUAAAAAUCCCGAACCCUUCCUCGGUUCGCUUUCGAGCCAUGCAGAGGGGGAACUCUCCCUUGCUUGUAGUCCGUGAGGAUAACGGAGAAAUCAGCAUAGGAGCUAAAAUUGACCGGGAACAACUCUGCCAGAAAAACUUAAACUGCUCCAUAGAGUUUGAUGUGAUCACUCUGCCCACUGAACAUCUGCAGCUUUUCCAUGUGGAAGUUGAAGUGCUGGAUAUUAACGACAACUCCCCGCAGUUUUCCCGGGCUCUCAUCCCGAUUGAGAUAUCCGAGAGUGCAGCUGUAGGAACCCGGAUCCCUCUGGACAGCGCUUUUGACCCAGAUGUGGGGGACAACUCCCUUCACACUUACUCCCUUUCUGCAAAUGAUUUUUUUAGUAUUGAAGUGAGGACAAGGACUGACGGCGCUAAGUAUGCAGAGCUCAUCGUGGUCAGAGAACUGGACAGGGAGUUGAAGUCAAGUUACGAACUCCAGCUCACUGCUUCAGAUAAGGGGGUGCCACAGAGGUCUGGCUCGUCCAUCCUGAAAAUAAGCAUUUCUGAUUCCAACGACAACAGUCCUGUUUUUGAACAGCAGUCGUAUAUAAUUCAACUCUUGGAAAACUCACCGAUUGGGACUUUGCUCAUAGACCUCAACGCUACUGAUCCAGAUGAGGGCGCUAAUGGUAAAGUCGUGUACUCUUUUAGCAGUCAUGUGUCUUCCAAAAUUACAGAGACUUUUAGGAUAGAUUCAGAAAAGGGACAUCUGACCCUCCUGAAGCAAGUGGACUAUGAAAUAACCAAAUCCUAUGAAAUUGAUGCUCAGGCUCAAGAUAUGGGGCCAAAUUCCAUUCCAGCUCACUGCAAAAUUAUAAUUAAAAUUGUGGAUGUGAAUGACAACAGACCUGAGAUUAACUUAAACUUGAUGUCCCCAGAGAAGGAAGAGACAGCCUACAUUUCCGAAGGGUCACCCCUGGACACUUUCGUUGCCCUAGUCAGAGUGCAAGACAAGGACUCUGGCGUGAAUGGAGAGAUAGUUUGCAAGCUCCAUGGACACGGCCACUUUAAACUUCAAAAGACUUAUGAAAAUAACUAUUUAAUCUUGACUAAUGCGAGUCUAGAUAGGGAAAAGAGAUCUGAAUACAGCUUGACUGUAAUAGCAGAGGACAAGGGAACACCGAGUCUCUCCACGGUAAAACACUUUACUGUCCAAAUCAGUGAUGAAAAUGACAACCCACCCCGCUUCCAGACAAACAGAUAUGAAGUUGUUAUCUUAGAAAAUAACUCUCCGGGAGCAUACAUCACAUCUGUGACAGCCACAGACCCAGACCUAGGGGACAACGGGCAGGUGACCUACACGAUUUUGGAGAGCUAUAUUUUGGGAAGUUCUAUAACCACCUACGUGACCAUAGAUCCUUCCAAUGGGGCAAUCUAUGCCCUGAGAACUUUUGACCAUGAAGAAGUAAAUCAAAUUGCAUUUAUGGUUCAAGCUAGGGAUGGAGGGAGCCAGCAGCUUGUUAGUAAUACCACAGUUGUACUAACCAUCAUUGACGAAAAUGAUAAUGCUCCUGUUAUUGUGGGUCCAGCACUACGCAACAGCACAGCAGAAAUCUCAAUCCCUAAAGAUGCUGGAAUUGGCUUUCUUGUCACCAGGAUAAGGGCUACAGAUAGAGACUCUGGUAUGAACUCUGAACUCAGCUGCUUCAUAGCAGCCGACAAGGAAAACAGCAUCUUCGUGAUGGAUCCCAAAACUUGUGACAUCUCCAUCAAUGUGAGUGUCGAGUCAGUUCCAGCAAAACAAUGGGAGUUUUUUGUGAUAGUCCAGGAUAAAGGCAGUCCUCAGCUUAGUACUAAAGCACUUCUGAAAUGUACAGUUUUUGAGUAUGUUUAUUCUUUUUCAAGUACAGAAGCUACUCUGGUAAGCCAGCCUUCUCUGGAUGUCUCGAUGAUAACAAUUAUAUCCUUAGGAUCAAUAUGUGCCGUGUUGUUGGUCAUUAUGGUUAUCUUUGCCACGAGAUGUAAUCGAGAGAAAAAGGACACCAGGUCCUACAACUGUCGCGUGGCAGAAUCAACCUACCAGCACCACCCAAAGCGACCCUCACGACAGAUCCACAAAGGGGACAUUACGUUAGUGCCAACAGUCAACGGCACUUUACCCAUCAGAUCUCACCACAGAGCCUCUCCAUCAUCAUCUCCGACCCUGGAAAGGGGACAAAUGAGCAGCCGGCAGAGCCACCACAGCCACCAAUCGCUGAACAGCCUGGUGACAAUCUCCUCUAACCACGUGCCUGAAAACUUCUCGCUGGAACUCACCCAUGCUACUCCAGCUGUUGAGGUUUCUCAACUUCUUUCGAUGCUUCACCAAGGCCAGUAUCAACCAAGGCCAAGUUUUCGAGGAAACAAGUAUUCCAGAAGCUACAGAUAUGCCCUACAAGAUAUGGAUAAAUUCAGCUUGAAAGACAGUGGCCGUGGUGAUAGUGAAGCUGGAGACAGCGAUUAUGAUUUGGGUAGAGAGUCUCCAAUUGACAGACUUCUUGGGGAAGGAUUCAGUGACCUUUUCCUUACAGAUGGGAGAAUUCCUGCAGCAAUGCGGCUGUGCACAGAGGAAUGCAGGGUUCUGGGCCACUCAGACCAGUGCUGGAUGCCACCACUGCCCUCUCCCUCGACUGAUUACAGAAGUAACAUGUUCAUCCCUGGGGAGGAGUUUCAGUCACCGCAGCAGCACCUGCAGCAGCAGCAGCAGCAGCAGCAUCAGGGCCUUGAGGAAGAUCCGCAGCCUGCUGACACAAGUGAAAAGAAGAAGAGCUUUUCAACGUUUGGCAAAGACUGUCAGGGUGAGGAGGAAUUGGGGGACACCUGCACCUCCUCUCUCCUCUCUGAAAUGAGCAGUGUCUUCCAGCGCCUGCUGCCUCCCUCACUAGAUGCCUACACAGAGUGCAGUGAGAUGGAUCGCUCGAAUUCGUUGGAGCGCAGGAAGGGACAUUUGCCAGCCAAAACUCUAAAUUAUCCACAGGGGGUGGCUGCCUGGGCAGCCAGCACACAUUUCCAAAAUCCUGCCAACAAUGGGCCCACUCUGGGGACUCACUCAAGUGCGCAGCCUUCCUCUAAAUGGCUGCCAGCCAUGGAGGAAAUCCCAGAGAAUUACGAAGAAGAUGAUUUUGACAAUGUGCUCAACCACCUUAGUGAUGGCAAACACGAACUCAUGGAUGCCAGCGAGCUGGUGGCAGAAAUCAACAAGCUGCUGCAAGAUGUCCGGCAGAACUAAGUGUUUCAAAAGCCUAUUUUUCCAUAUUUAUGGAAAACUGGAAGGAAAAAAAAAGAACAAAAACCAGACUGAUGAGAACUGGCAUUGCCAAUUAGUUGCAUUUAUCAUAAAUGUGUCUGUGUAUGUUGAAUAUUAAAAUACUGUAUUUUCAUAUGUACACAAUGCAAGUGUGAUUAUCUUUAUCUGUAUUUUAAAAAUACAUUUGUACCUUAUAUUUAUGUGUAAUUUAACAAAUAAAUUUUAUUUUUGUACACCCACAGCAAGCAUGUUUUCCUAAAUGUAUAUAGAUGGUACCAUCCUUGUCAAACAUCCGGCAUUCUUGCCACACAGGCAUGUAGUUUAAAAAAAAAAAAAAAAGAAGAUACUGCUUUCGGUUAUUUCUUUUAAGUCUCAAAUGUUACGAAUACAAAUCGAAACCACUGAAACAUUAUCCAAACAUUAGUUUCAAUAACUGAUCCAACACCUUGUUGCAAUGUUUCAUUCUUGUAAUAAAGAGUUGUCAACUCC